Molecule: messenger RNA, 1537 nt
Organism: Equus quagga
Lineage: Eukaryota; Metazoa; Chordata; Mammalia; Perissodactyla; Equidae
Product: glutamine and serine-rich protein 1-like
Exons: 4
Coding region: 661-969 (102 amino acids)
Source: RefSeq, a predicted model, not a curated record
CUGAGGAUUAUAUAUACAUUUUCAGAAAAGUCAUUAGUAUUAUAAAAAUAUGUUGUUAUGCUGAUAAAUUAAGAAACAGUCUGUAUUCUAAAGUCUUUAAUACAGCACCAAAAGUAAUUAACUUUACACUCUGGAAGGGCUUUUCUCAAACGAGCUUAAAGUUUCAGGGGUGACAAAGAAAGCACAAAGCUUUGAGUAGGAUCUUUGUCAUACUUUUAGUUUCCUUCUCUGAAAUAACUCUUUUGACUCUUCCCUUGUAUUUUUCACACUGGAUUUUGAUCAUUUUUCUUCUCCUUAAACUGUAGUGAAUUAAGAAUAUCAUACUUAGUAUUUUAUAAAAUUUUAUAAUGUUAGAUAAAUUAAUAUCCUGUAAUACUCUUACUGUUCAGAUGGUAAAUGAGAUCUGGAGAAAUUAGGCAGUUGCCCACUGGUCAUGUCGUGUGUCAGUUAAUUCUAGAGGCAAGGACAGGUUAGAACGCAGGGCUUUCAUCCUGUCCACACACUGCGCUGCUGCUUUCUCACUCAGCUAAGGUCUUAAUAAUGUUUUGAGACAAAGACAGAUUUUUAACAAGCUUUUCUGUUGAUAGUUUAUCCUAUUCCAAUAAAUUUUUAUCUUGUUUUAGAUGAGCUACUUUUGCCUCAUAUGAAAAAAUAGAUAGCAUGCUGAAUGAUAAUCGAAAGAGACUUCUUUUGAAUCUCCACUUGGAUCAGUCAUUCAAGAGUGCUUUGGAAAAUUUUCCUGAACUAACAACAAUUACUCAAGACUCUAAAGCAAAAAGUGGGGGAUCUGCCAUUUCUAAAAUCAAAAUGAAUGGCAGAGCUUAUAAUAAGAAAACUCUAAGGACUUCUAAGACAACCACUAAAUUUGCACAAGAGUUUGCUGUUGAUCCAGAGAAAAUACAGUUGUAUUCUUUAUAUCAUUCACUACAUCAUUAUAAAUAUCUUGUUUAUCUCAUAUGUAAAGAGUAACAAGACGACUUAUUGUUCGGAGUCUCUGUCGUGUGUUGUGCUCAGUGCUCAGAGUAAUCUGAGGCUCAUCGCCUCUCACAGAAACUGUAAGUGGUAAUGUUUUUAAGCUGUUAGAGCUUGCUGUACAUUGCCAUAAUAAAUGGUCCUUUGCUGCAUGUUCUCUCAUAAUGUAUAAUGAUUCUGCUGUAAUUUGCUUCAGUCACUGCUGUCUUCUUUUCACUAGCAUGGCCUUAUCCCACUUAAUUGCAGAGAAAUAGGGCAUUUGUUCCCUGGCAUGAAGAAAUGAUAAUUAAAAUUUAAUGUUAACUAUUAAAUACCAUAAUUUGAGUUGCUCAGAAGUUAUGUAUGACAAUAAUACCGUUUUGGGCUUGGAUAUAAGGAUUAAUUUGCUUAGAGGUUAAAUGACUAUAGACAUUACUACCUUUUUUGACCAGCACUAUCAAUUUUUUAAUCAAAAAAGGUGAAGUUGGCUCAAGGCUGUACCUGAUAUGUUUGAUCAUGGUUUAGUGUGGAAGGUUGUUCAUAAAUCGAACCUCUGUCUAGCAAAGGAGAAAGUAAAGAUGGUCAU